UGAAAUUAUUUACUUUGUGCUGUUCUCAUGCAAGUUUCAUGGUCACCAAACAGCAAGAGCGUGUUUAAGAGGAAUGGACAGGAGAGAAUCAUAGGAAACUAUGAAACGCAUGACUUUGGGGAAACAUGUUAGAGGAUGUGCAAGCAAACAACAUUUGUGUUGUCAAUCUGGCUGUUUGGUGUUUGUUUUAAGGAUAUUAAAUAUUCUGAACCGUCCAUUUAUUAUUUUUACUUUACAUUUUUUGUUUUUCUGCCAACCGUUUCUAUUGAAACUAGAGUGAGAUAACUCUGCGUUUCUUGUGGUAAAUGGAGUUGCAAAUGAUCCAAGAACAAAGAAUGUGAUGCUGAGGACCAAUUUUGACCUCUGGGUUGUUUCGAACAUCAAAUAUUGGUGAUUCAAAUUUGAUUCUUAUCAUUCUGAUCGUCACUUUUUUGUUGAUUGCAUCCUUUGUGCACUGUUUCUGUUUUAUCAAUUUGCAUAAAUUGUUCUAUGGCCUUGUUCCUGGAUUAUUUCUUUUCAGAAUGACGAGGAAUACAAUUUCAUUCUUGUGGUGAGAUUUAGAGGGAAAACAACAACACAGAAAGUGUAACUUUCAAUAUCUGCAUUUGGGCCAUGGGCAUGGAUUCUCUAAAACAUUCUACUGAUCAUUCUGUCUGGGAACUUGAUUCAUGCAAAAACAGAAAUUAUUGCCCUGAAAACUGAAUGUGAUAGCCAAUCCUUUGGCCCCUUGACUGGGAUAAUUACAGUGACAUAGUGAUAAGAUUGGCAAGAUGAGAAAUUCAAGAGGUCGCAGCAUGAAACAUACACAUUUGUUUCAUCGUGAAGAUCAAAGAAGUCAAGAAGAAAAGAACAUUGUGUGGGAGAGACUGGAGGGUGAUACUGAUAAAAGUUUUAGGACAAGGGAGAUUCCAGUGAAGAGGUUGUUGAAUGUAGGGCAUUUUACAAGUGCUUCAGGGGAGUUGUCAAAGUUUAGCAAAGGAAAGAACUUUUCAGCAGGAAUGAAUGUCAUGGACUAUGAUGUACCUGAACUGGUUGUUUUUAUUCAAGAGGAUAAUGAACAGUUUGUGAAGGACACUUGCAUUAAUAGGGGAGUGCCACCAGAAGGCAAGUGCCUCUCAGAAGAUCAUGGUAUGAUGUCAUGUCACUUUGACUCUGACAUGAAUAGAAGAAGAGAUCCAAAUCUAAGGACUAUGGAAGCAUUUUCAGACAAUUUAAAAAGACUAGAAUAUGCCUCUAAACCUCUUUCCCUUAAGGAAGCAAUGGAAUUUUAUGACUCCAGAGCUUUAGUGAUUGAUGUUGAAGGGGAUUCAGGAUACAAUAUUUCAACUGAUCACCCCAAAAAGAAGACAACACCAGAGACCCUUAGAGAGGCAAUAGCAACGGAAGCAGAGUUUUCAAGAUCUCUCAAGAAUUGGCAAAUAAAUUCAUUUUUGGGUACAGUUGGCAGAAGGGUGGAGUUUCCAUGUUGUGCAGAUUGUGUGCAAGUUACUGACACAAUCAUGUGUAGGUCUGAGAUGUGUAACUCACAAAGUCCAACAGGUUCAGGAAAAAGACAAGACAAUGAUCCUCAAGAGACUUGUUUCUCUGCUGAGGGCCCUCUAUCUGGCAGUCCAACAUCACAUGCUGCUCCUGCAACGACAUCUAGCAAUGCCUCUCAUCACUCUAAUGACAGCAUAAGCAGCACACAUUCAUUUGCCUUUCCCAUAUUACCUGAAGAAUGGAAUGGAAGCCCGGUGAGAAUGUUGGAAGCUGAAAAAAGUCAAUUAAGGAAGGACCUAUGGCAGAAGAUAGUGGUAUUAUUCUCUUGCUGCAAAAGUUGAUUGCUAAAAUUUUGCAGUUCGGCAGACACUAGCAGAGCGAGGUUUAUGCAUAAAAGUUACUAUACCUUGUCUAAGUUCAUUGUGUUAUAGGAUCCAUAAUUGUGAUGUUUAUAUUUAUAUUUGUUGUUCUACACCUCCCUCUUUUAUAUUUGUAUAUUACAAACAAUUGUGAAAAUUUCUCUCCAUGAUGUGAUUUUACUCAGCAG
Molecule: messenger RNA, 2026 nt
Organism: Vigna radiata var. radiata (mung bean)
Lineage: Eukaryota; Viridiplantae; Streptophyta; Magnoliopsida; Fabales; Fabaceae
Exons: 6
Coding region: 771-1820 (349 amino acids)
Biological process (GO): regulation of asymmetric cell division
Source: RefSeq, a predicted model, not a curated record